Molecule: messenger RNA, 4792 nt
Organism: Megachile rotundata (alfalfa leafcutting bee)
Lineage: Eukaryota; Metazoa; Arthropoda; Insecta; Hymenoptera; Megachilidae
Gene: tty
Product: tweety
Cellular component (GO): plasma membrane
Molecular function (GO): volume-sensitive chloride channel activity; intracellularly calcium-gated chloride channel activity
Source: RefSeq, a predicted model, not a curated record
CAGUCGAGCUCGGACCUUCGUCGGGUGUGGAGUGCGCGUUGUAUCGUCGUGUGUCAGUGUUCGAAUUAUUCACAGAAAAUCAAGGCCUCGUAGCAUGUCUUGACGAGUAGGAGGUGCUCUUCAACGGGGUUUUCGGCAGACAAGGGUUCUCCAAAAUGGCGGGCGGUCCGCAGCUUCCGGAACAGUACAUGGUACCUCAGCUCGCUAGGUUCUUUCACAGCCUGCCGCACCUCAACGUCUCGCUUCAUUCGGUUAACAACACCUUUAAUCCACAUUCCGAAAUCUAUCUAGAGAGCCUCGGGAUACUCGGAAGUAUCCCAGCAGCCUGGUUAAUCCUGACGUUGCUGGUGUUGCUGGUAUACCUGGUAACGAGAUGCUGUGACCGGAAGCCGCGCCCCAGGAGGUCGAUAACCCUGCUGAAGUGUUCACUGGCCAUCCUGGCGUUGCUUUGCAGCGGAGCUGUAGCCGUCGGCCUCUACGGUAACGACGAUGUACACAACGGUUUGGUGCAAUUGGUGGCUGCCGCGAAGAGCGUCGAUGGUAUUCUCAUGGGUGUACGGAAUCAGACCGAUACCAUCGAGUAUACGCUGAGGAAGAAAAUAUUAGACCAAUUAAUCGACUUGAGGGACAAAUUCGAUGACCCGGCCAGCAACAAGACGAUACUCGAAGUACUGUUGGCCGCUCUGGAAAGCAUGAAACAAAACACGAGCAACGCCCUGAACCGAAGCUCUGAAAUCAAGAAACCCUUGACGGGAAUCAACCUCGCUGGAGCGAUCGGAAUCGCGGAGAAGAUAGAGCAAUUAAGGUGGCCGAUCACCAUGGCAGUCUUGAGCGCUCUUCUAGUUCUUUGCGUGGUGCUAGUUGUCGGUGUCGCGCGACAUUCCAGAUGCGUUCUUAUAACAUUCUCCGUGUUCGGCUUGUUCGCGGUGAUCGUCUCUUGGUUGAUGGCUUCGUUGUACCUUGCGACCUCAGUGGCCUUAGGUGAUCUCUGCGUGUCUCCGGACGGUUACCUGACCAGAGCAGUGCCGUCUACGUUAGCCUCGGAGGUUCUUUCGUAUUACACGCAUUGCGAGAACACGCGUAACAAUCCGUUUACGCAGAGACUAAGAGACGGUCAGGCAGCGAUCACCGAUGCGAGCAAGAACCUGAAUACCGUGACAAAGUUGGCGCUGGAGUUGUUCCCGGACCUACAGUUGCAACCUAAGUUGAACAGCCUUGCAUACGACGUUAACACCGUGAACAAACUUCUGUCAGGGUUAGCCACGUUCCUCGAUUGCAAACCCCUUUACAAGCAAUACGUUCAUGCUGCCAAGAGCUUAUGUCAGUUAGGAUUGUACGGAUUGACCUUCAUGUUAUUGGCGAGCUUAGCCGCGGGUCUCUUCUUCACAGUGUUAGUUUGGGUGGACUCGCACACUUGGAUCUACAUUCGAAAACGGCAGAGAACCACCUUGGACCCCAAGCGUGGCCUCGUUCACCGGUACCCUGUCUCACAAUUCUCAUGGGCCUGCUCACUUGGCCACGUUUCAAGAUUCCCGCAAGACGCAGACUCUGGACCCUAAGAACUUGGCAAAUCUGAAGAGAGGUCCGACCCCGGCUUGGAACCAAAAUCGACCAUUGCCACCGAAUCCCAGCAGCCAGCCUACUUGGGAGUUCGAGUCGCGUUCGCAGACCAAUAUGAACCAAUUCCGUUCUUUGGUGAGAAACAAGGCACCCAACAUUCGCAUACAGGACCAGAUGCAGGACCAGGUGCGCACGUUGGAUAGGAAUUUUACUAGGAAUCAAUUCAACGGCACAGCGCAGAACAACGCCGUGCCAAACAUGUACGGCACAUACAAUCGAGCGCAAUCGAGACAAGAAAGCAAGUCGACGGUGGCGACGCUGAGUCAAGUACAGGGUAGCGAUCCAAAUUUGUACGCCGUAACGGAAUUAUAAUUGCGAACCUCGAGCUCCUGUAUUAUCAUCGAUCAACGUCUAAAACACUUUAUAACGAACCUUUAUCAAACGUUUUCGAGAAAUGUAACCUUUUCACGAUUAUAAACCCUUGCCGUGGACCACAAGGACCCGUGUACUUGUCCUGAACCAGUGUUCACUACAUAAACACAUCUGUCGCGAUUCUUUACUCUGUCAUUCAAUUUUUAAGGGACGAGGUUUUUAAAAACACCUCGUUCCAGGGGAACAGAAAUCCUGUAAAUCUUCCGAUUCGUAUGGCGCAUUUAAUGAUACGGUCACUGGUGACCGACGAAACGAAUUGUAUUUAGUAAAUGAUUAGGGAACAAGAAAGGAAAUUCGAGGACUCGUAUACGUGUCGUGAAGGAACUGUACGCUGUGGAUUGUGCACUUAUGCAGUUUGCUGGAAAAGGGAAAAUUUCGUUUAACAUGUUGACAUAUUUAACAUGCUUCAUGGCACUAGGAACUUAAUAAUAAAAUACUUUCUAGAUACUAGUAAUUUUGAAUAAUAUUUGAUACUUCUUAGUCCAUUUAUAAUGCAAAUGAUUCAAGUACUUACUACUGCCUGUACUUUGGAUACUAUUUCUUUGUAAUAAUCAUCAUGUAACACCAGAUAGCAAACUGAUUUGUUAGAUUAAAAUAUUGGUACUUACUAUUGGUACUUACUAUCAUGUUCUAAACAUGCCAGUCAAUAUGUUAACACAGAAUCAUUCACUACUGUAUUUAAACGCAACAAGUAUCGAAUAACGUGAAAGAGAAAUGCAAGAGAAGAAUAGACUUGACAAAAUUAUAAAUAAUUUGUCCCUUUCUAGUAGUAAGAACCUCUUUGAAUCCAGCAUUGAAUUUUCGUCUUAAACGAAUUAUAUAUAUAAUCCACAGCGUCACAAAUUCACAGAAAGUAUUUAAAAAACAGAAAAAGUGAAGAAUCGCAUAAACGCGCAAAUAUCAUCACUCUCAAGGAUUCCUUUUUGGAACUGUUCAAUGUUUUUAACAAUUUGAUAACAUCGUGCGUAUUUUAAUAUGCAUUCUUCUUUUAUACGAUACACUGGAGAUGGCUCAAUCGUUUGGUAACUUUUGAUAAGAGCUUCGAUUACGAGGUAACAUUUACAUGUUUGAAUAUAAUAAGCUCACGAAAGUCGCGUAGUUUUAUGAGCAUGCUCGGAAGAUCACUAUCUUCUGAUCGUAACGCACGCAAUCUUUUGAACACCUUUAACGGAAGAACAAUAAAGAAAGUGAAAGAACGUGUACCACCGCACUUCUCAUGACUGCACGUUUUUCAUCGCUUUCCUAAACAAAUGGAUGAACCAAUUGUUAUCGCAAUAUCUUGAAGCGUAAAGGAACUUGAACGUAAACGGUCGAGAAGGUCAACGAGUAAUGUGAGUAGUAAGAAGUGGGGGCAGAUAAUCUUGGAAUCGAAGAGUUUGCAAGAAGGAUGAUAAAAAGCUCGUGACGAAGGAGGUUGAAGAGGAUUCAUUUACAUCGAUAGUCGAAGUGUAAUUUAGAAUUAACGCUAUUGUAAUGGAAAUGUUUUGUGGGGAAUUUUAAGAGUUAAUUGACCCAUCAUUCUCGUCAUUUCGUUGUUCGAACAAACACUCGGAGCGAAGAGAUCUUGUAUAUCCGAUGUUUUUGUACUUGUAUAUCGUGUACAGUGAUUAUCAUUCUGCGUUAGCCUAUUCUGUAAAUGAUCGUUGCUUCUCGAGCAAAUGGAACGAAUGCAUUAACGCGAGAGCGAGAAAUUUAGGGAAAGAUCGUCGUAUUUAUUGUUAGUCACUCGCAAACUGUGGAUAUUUAUGCAAAUACAGUUUUAUAUCAUUUGUAAUAUUAAUGCUUUGAUGGCAACACAGUCUCAACUUAGGUCUCCCUUAAAUAAAGGGAAUUGUAGGGAAAAUACUUGCCUUAUUUGUCCAUAUCCUUUCUCUGCGAACAUAAGAGGUUCUACAGUAGAAUCUCCCUAGGUUUUAACUAGACUUCUAGAACCUAAGCUCCUAGAUUCUAAGUUCCUCUUCGAGUUUUCAAGGAUUAAAUUAAAGUUACAAUAGCCGACAAAGCGUUAAAAUUACAAUGUCCAUUAUAUUCUUUUUGUUUCUUAAACUUCUUUAUUUCUAACAUACACUACGAUUUUAUUUUGUUAAAAUUAUACAAUCUUUCUGUUAAUAUUUCAGUGUUAUAAGCGCAUAAAUAUCGACAGUCUAGUUAUUCGUUUUCAAAGGCAACAUACGAGGAAGCACAAGAAAUAUAGCACGCAACAACAAAUUAGCAUAUAAGUAAACUUCGAGGGCGUCCCUCAAGGAUAGUUAUUAACACUCAAGGUUUUACGUUUAAUCGUCUACAGAUUCGCCGAAUCAAUUUAGUCCAGUUAACAUUCAUUGUCCGUGGCCUACUAUUUUCUUCUGAUCUGAUCAAUCCGGAUCUUGUUUCUCGUACAAAUGAUGUUUCGCGAAUCGACGAUGCAGCAGCACCGAUCUGUAGAUGAUUCAAUCUUCGAAACGACAUUUUUACGCGAAUCGUUGAAUUUUUAUAUACUUUUUUAUAUACGUUUUAUCGAGCUAACGCUCGAAGCGAUUUUCCAUUCAUUUUUUCCGAGCAACGUUUUCGAGUAUAGAAAUAUACACUUGAUAUUAAGAAGUUACCGUACGAAAUACAGAGGUUCAGCGACGUAUAAAAGGUGGAUCAGUAAAUGUUAAGAGCUGUUACUGAUCUUCCUUUUGUAUUUACGUGUAUAUAUAUACAUAUAUAUUUAUCAACGUUAAUAUUUAAAAUUCGUAGCGAGACGUCGAUUGUCUGAGGAUUUCUACGAAAUAAAAGCAACAAUAAUCGAUUACGGACUAAGAAAGACAAGUAAUUC